UCCAGGAUAUAAUUCCCCAAAAUGGCCGCAUGUCAGCCAGGAACAAAACGAGGAUUUGUAUCGGGGAUACCUUUGCAAGAUGGAGACCAUUGAAGGCAGAGAAGAUUUUUUUCAUCUGACGCCAAACUUGCUCAUUUCCUCCUUGAUAGGGGUGCAAAUGCACAGCGUGGUGUCUGUGAUUCACACACUGAAGUAUUUCCUCACUGUGUCCUCUCAAGUUCCAAACUUCCCAGAGUUUGUGAGUGUUGGUUAUGUUGAUGACGUUCAGAUUGUUCGCUAUGACAGCAACAGCAGGAAAGCUGAAGCCAAACAGGACUGGAUGAACAAAAUCACAGCAGAGGAUCCAAAAUACUGGGAGAGACAAACAGAGAUCGGUGUCUUUAAUGAGUUUGCCAUCAAAAACGACAUUGAAGUUCUUAAGAAGCGUUAUAACCAAACUGAAGGUGUUCACAUUGUCCAGAAGAUGUCUGGAUGUGAAUGGAAUGAUGAGACCGAUGAAGUGAAAGGUUGGAAUCAGUUAAGUUAUGAUGGAGAAGAUUUCCUAUCAUUGGACAUGAAGACAUGGACAUGGACCGCAUCAAGACAUCAAGCUUUCCCCUCCAAACUCAAGUGGGACCAGGACAAACUUCUACUGGACUACAUAAAGUAUUACUACACUGAGGAAUGUUCUUUUUACUUGAAGAAGUAUGUGAACUAUGGGAAGGAGGUCCUAAUGAGAACAGAGCUUCCAGAGGUGUUCCUCCUCCAGAAGACGCCGUCCUCUCCGGUCAGCUGCAUGGCGACAGGUUUCUAUCCCGACGCUGCCGACCUGUUUUGGAGGAAAGACGGCGAGCAGAUCUCCGAGGACGUGGAGCACGGAGAGAUACUCCCCAACCCUGACGGAACCUUCCAGAUGUCGGUGCACCUGAAAGUGGAGGUGACGGCCGACGUGGAGGGCAAGUACGAAUGUGUGUUUCGGCUGUCUGGCGUCAAGGAGGACUUGGUCACCAAGCUGGAGAGAAGAAGCAUCCUGAGCAACGCAAGCCAUGGAGACAACUUGAGCUUCACCCUCAGUGCCACGGUAGCGGUCGUCGCUGUGGCGGCCCUCCUGGCGGCCAUCAUCAUGGUCAGGUGUCACAGAAACAGACAAGUACUUGAAGGAGAUGAUAUCAUCAGUGACCCCGUGCAGUACCAGUUGGGGAUGUCACCAGUGACCACGUGCAGUACCUUGUGGAGAUGAUAUUCAGGGGCGCCGCUAGGGAUUUUGGGCCCCAUGAAAAUAAUCCUUACAGGGCCCCCAACACAGUGUUAUUAUUUUUUCUGUUUUUAUAAUUUCAUCAUCAUUAGGGGCCUCUCUGGGCCCCCCUCCAUCAUGGGCCCCUAGAAUCCGUCUCCUUUACCCCCCCUUUUCGGCGCCCCUGAUGAUAUCACCAGUGACCUCAUGCAGUAUCUGCAAGUACUUGAGGGAACAGAUAUCAUCAGUGAUGCCAUGCAGAACCUGAUGGAGAUGAUAUCACCAGUCAACCAAUGAAGGAUCUGCCAGUACUUGAGGGAACAGAUAUCAUCAGUGAUGCCAUGCAGAACCUGAUGGAGAUGAUAUCACCAGUCAACCAAUGAAGGAUCUGCCAGUACUUGAGGGAACAGAUAUCAUCAGUGAUGCCAUGCAGAACCUGAUGGAGAUGAUAUCACCAGUGAACCAAUGAAGGAUCUGCCAGUACUUGAUGGAGACGAUAUCAUCAGUAAUGCCAUUCAGUACCUGACGGAGAUGAUAUCAUCAGUGAACUCAUACAGUACCAGUGGACUUAAAUCAGUCAUCCAUUUGCAAACACAUGCAUUAUUUGCAUUCCCGGUAUGACGUACCAUAAAACCUUUCAACUAUUAAAAAAAAAAGUAUCCUCCAGUUUGUAGCCAUCAUAAGCCAUAUUUUCAGAGGAUGUGCAUUUUUAGAUAGAUAGAUAGUACUUUAUUGAUUCCUUCAGGAGAGUUCCCUCAGGAAAAUUCAAAUUUACAGCAGUUUUUAAAGAGAGGAGUAUUGGUAUUAUAAUUAUAAUGAAACUUUUUCAAAACAGAUUACAUGUUACAAAAAAAAACAUUUUUGGUUGCAUUGAGAUGGCCUGAAAAUGUCUUUUUAAAAAUGGAUUCUUAAAAAAAAAAAAGAUUUUAGAAAAUUGUGAAUCGAAUUACAACCGGGAUGAAUAAGAAUCGUGAUUCAGAUGUGAAUUGAUUUUUUAAUUAUUAUUAUGUGAAAGAAACAAAACUGUCUCGGUUCAGAUGUAUUUAAAAAAAAAAAAAAAAAAAAGACCACAUAAGUUGUAUUUAAUGCUCUUGUAAUCGUGGCUUGUGCAGCCCUUUGAGACACUCGUGAUUUAGGGCUAUAUAAGUAAACGUUGAUUGAUUGAUAAUACAAUUGGCAGAAGGUGAGAUGGAGAGAAUGUGGAUAGAGGAGGGAAAGAGAACAGGGUGAAGGCAAAAGUGGCCACAUUUUUCACCUCUGUAUUUGUCACAUCCUGGUUUCGGCCCUGUUUGCCUUUGUCCUCGCAGCUCGCCAGGACGGUGCGGAGAUCUCCAGAAGCGAGACGCAGCCGCCGGCACACGGUGAGUUGGCUCACAUGGACUGUUUGCACCUCCAUGACUUUGUGUGAAGACGAUGUUCAACUUGGAUUCAUGCCCUUUUCCAAUCAAAAUCAAAAUCAAGCUUUAUUUCUACAGCACUUUUCAUAACACUGGCAAACUGCUGUACAUAAAGAAAAAAAAUAGAUGAUGAGAAGAAAACACGCGCACACUUAACACUAUUGAUAGUAACAUUAACACAAUUGAUAGUAACAUUAACACAAUUGAUAGUAACAUUAACACAAUUGAUAGUAACAAUGCAAAAACAAAACAUGGCACUGAAGAUUUAAGGAAAAAGGCCAUAUUUGAGGCGUCUACACUGGAGAAUAACUACAAUGAAUGCCAUCUAAAAAUAGUAUAAACAUGAUAAAAUAUAUGUAAAAAAUGAAAUGUAUGUAUGGGGGUGAGGUUGGGAGAGUGGCCGUGCCAGCAACCUGAGGGUUCCUGGUUCCAUCCCCACCUUCUACCAACCUCGUCACGUUCGUUGGUUGAAAAGCGCUAUACAAGUAUAACCCAUUUACCAUUUAUGUACCAUAAAUAUAACUAACAGAGAAAAUUAUAGUAGCAUGUUUUAAUAAUCAAGAUAGAAAACAACACAAUAAAAUAAAAAACAAAAGAGUUUAAGAUGAUCACUAAAAAGCCUGAUUAAAAAUGUGUGUUUUAGCCUUUUUUUUAAUUUUUAUUUCAACGCUCUCUGGCAAGCUGUUCCACAGGUGGGGGCCAUAGUGGCUAAAUGCCGCCUCACCGUGGGCCUUUGCUCUGGCAUUUGGUAAAGCUAAAAGGCCAGGGCCAGAGGGCCUCAGGAUCUGCGAGGGGGUUAAUACGGUAAAAAUCAGGUCAGACAAGAAGGCGCAAGGGCCAUAAAGACGCGUGAAAACUAAUAAUUGAACUUUAAAAUCGACCCUGAAGAGGACUGGGAUGGGAAUCAGCACCUCCAAGUCCGAGUCCAUGGUUCUCACCCGGAAAAGGGUGGAGUGCCAUCUCCGGGUUUGGGUGGAGACCCUGCCCAAAGUGGAGGAGUUCAAGUACCUCGGAGUCUUGUUCACGAGUGAGGGAAGAGUGGAUCGUGAGAUCGACAGGCGGAUCGGUGCGGCGUCUUCAGUAAUGCGGACGCUGUAUCGAUCCGUUGUGGUGAAGAAGGAGCUGAGCCGGAAGGCAAAGCUCUCAAUAUACCGGUCGAUCUACGUUCCCAUCCUCACCUAUGGUCAUGAGCUUUGGGUUUGGGUUAUGACCGAAAGGACAAGAUCACGGGUACAAGCGGCCGAAAUGAGUUUCCUCCACUGGGUGGCGGGGCUCUCCCUUAGAGAUAGGGUGAGAAGCUCUGUCAUCCGGGGGGAGCUCAAACUAAAGCCGCUGCUCCUCCACAUGGAGAGGAGUCAGAUGAGGUGGUUCGGGCAUCUGGUCAGGAUGCCACCCGAACGCCUCCCUAGGGAGAUGUUUAGGGCACGUCCGACCGGUCGGAGGCCACAAGGAAGACUAUGUCUCCCGGCUGGCCUGGGAAUGCCUCGGGAAGAGCUGUACGUAGUGGCUGGGGAAAGGCACGUCUGGGCUUCCCUGCUUAGGCUGCUGCCCCCGCGACCCGACCUCGGAUAAGCGGAAGAAGAUGGAUGGAUGGAUGAAGAGGACGGGGAGCCAAAGCAGCGACUUUACAACUGGUGUAAUGUGCACCUGCCUCCUGGUCCUCGUCAGCACGCGUGCAGCUAAGUUUUGUAAUCAUUUAGACUUCUGAUAAUCUUUUAGGGAGGCUCUGUUUUCAAGAUGAUACAAAAA
Nerophis lumbriciformis (worm pipefish) is the source of this 4359-nucleotide messenger RNA. RefSeq names its product major histocompatibility complex class I-related gene protein-like. Gene Ontology annotation, cellular component: external side of plasma membrane. Lineage: Eukaryota; Metazoa; Chordata; Actinopteri; Syngnathiformes; Syngnathidae. The record is from RefSeq and is a predicted model, not a curated record. Gene Ontology annotation, biological process: immune response.